CAGAGAGACUGAAAGCACAAGUGUGUAGCCCAUGCUUUAAAAAGGCCUUUUUGUCGCAGUAAUGCAGUUCCCCUAAAAAAAAAAAAAAAAGAAAAAAGAAACAACAACCGGGAAUGUUUGAAAAUGAAGGGAUUGCGAAUGUUUGCCGUGAUGUCUAACCCCUCCCAGUUAAAGUGGGCAGAUUGGCGUGUAUGGAGAAGGGAGGGUGGUGGGAGGGGGUGCUGUCUAGAGUGUAGCGCGCGCUCCGGUGCAUAAGCGACGGGCAGCACGCGCCGUAUCGCUGACCUUGGUGCUGAAAGCGGUUUCCGUGCAGCAGAUAAGACAAACCGGUCCUUUAUCUGCUCGCUCAUUGUAUUUGUCGUCUGUGUAGAUUUCCGUUGAUUAGAUUUGUUUUUUCUUAAACUUUUUUCCCCCCCCCAAUCUAAUUAAAAGCAGUCGUCGGGUUUGACGUGAACAUCAAAUGUAUUGGCUCGCACCGGGAUGGCAGUGACACCGCUCACGGUGCGGAAGAAGAGCGAGCUUAUCUUUCCGCACACAGAGAGCCACUCCACUUCUGACUUCUCCUGUCAUAUAUAGGUGUUUUUUCUCUUUUCACUUUUCGUGUCUGAGGACUAUUUGUGUUUCUUUAGCUAUCUGUCCGACUCAAUCACAGAUCUGCUGGGUGUCUGUCCGGUAUGUCCGACCAGCUCGUCCGUGACAUGAUACUUUAACACGAGCGAAAAGAAAACGAGGGAUUAUCAUAUUUGGACAUGGAUACUCCGAAGGAGCCCGGUUUUGUGCCCAGCAAAGAGGCUUUCAAGCAACUAGCAGGGAAGACGCUGGGUCAUAUGUACAAGGUGUUGGAGAAGAGGCAGAAAACUGGGGAAAAUAUUGAAUUAACGGAAGAUGGCCGACCGGCGCAGAGCAGUGAGAGAAAGGCGCCCUUAUGUGACUGCACGUGCUUCGGCCUCCCGCGCCGCUACAUCAUCGCCAUCAUGAGCGGCCUCGGCUUUUGCAUCUCUUUCGGGAUUCGGUGCAAUUUGGGCGUGGCCAUCGUGAGCAUGGUGAACAACAGCACCAUUCACCAGAACGGCAAAAUCAUCAUCAAAGAGAAAGCUAAGUUUAACUGGGACCCGGAGACAGUGGGAAUGAUCCACGGCUCAUUUUUCUGGGGUUAUAUAGUGACCCAGAUCCCAGGAGGGUACAUAUCAUCUCGAUUAGCAGCCAACAGAGUGUUCGGGGCUGCCAUCGUUCUCACCUCCACCCUCAACAUGUUCAUCCCGUCAGCCGCGCGCGUGCACUACGGCUGCGUCAUAUUCGUCAGGAUAUUACAGGGGCUCGUGGAGGGAGUGACAUACCCAGCAUGCCAUGGGAUUUGGAGUAAAUGGGCCCCGCCUCUGGAAAGGAGUCGCUUGGCCACCACCUCCUUUUGUGGAUCCUACGCUGGUGCAGUCGUGGCCAUGCCUCUGGCUGGGAUCCUGGUGCAGUACACUGGCUGGUCCUCUGUCUUCUACGUCUAUGGGAGUUUUGGCAUUGUGUGGUACAUGUUCUGGAUCUUGGUGUCCUAUGAGAGUCCUGCUGAGCAUCCUACAAUCACGGACGAGGAGCGCUGCUACAUAGAGGAAAGCAUUGGAGAGAGUGCCAAGCUGCUGGGCCCUGCUGAGAAAUUCAAGACACCCUGGAGGAAGUUCUUCACCUCAAUGCCUGUCUAUGCAAUCAUCGUGGCCAACUUCUGCAGAAGCUGGACCUUCUACCUGCUGCUCAUCAGCCAGCCAGCAUAUUUCGAGGAAGUGUUUGGCUUUGAGAUCAGCAAGGUUGGCAUGCUGUCAGCCCUUCCUCAUCUGGUGAUGACCAUCAUCGUGCCCAUUGGAGGGCAGAUAGCGGAUUUCCUGCGCAGUAAGAACAUCAUGUCUACUACCAACGUCAGAAAGAUCAUGAAUUGUGGAGGCUUCGGUAUGGAGGCUACUCUGCUGCUAAUAGUAGGAUACUCUCACAGUAAAGGCAUGGCCAUCUCAUUCCUAGUGCUAGCUGUGGGCUUUAGUGGAUUUGCUAUAUCAGGCUUCAAUGUCAAUCACUUAGACAUUGCUCCGCGUUAUGCCAGUAUUCUCAUGGGCAUCUCAAACGGAGUGGGGACCCUGUCAGGCAUGGUGUGCCCUCUGAUUGUCGGUGCUAUGACCAAAAAUAAGUCCAGAGAAGAGUGGCAGUAUGUGUUCCUCAUUGCCUCACUGGUACAUUAUGGUGGUGUGAUCUUCUACGGCCUCUUUGCUUCGGGUGAGAAACAGCCAUGGGCUGAUCCAGAGCAGACCAGCGAAGAGAAAUGUGGCUUCAUCGAUGAGGAUGAGCUGGCUGAGGAGACCGGAGACAUCACACAAAACUAUGGAGCUCUGGGUGCCCCGGCCAAAACGUAUGGAGCCACCUCACAGAUGAAUGGAGGAUGGCCUGACGGAUGGGAGAAAAGAGAAGAAUAUGUACAAGAAGGAGCAGAAGAGGGAGGGUAUGGAUACAGGCAGGGCAGGGAGUACUCCUAGACAACACACACAAAGCCACACAGACAAAGCACAUAAAUACAAUCACAUGCACACAUCCACAUGGUAGACGUAUUUUGUAGUGAUUGUGAGUUCAAAAAAAAAAUUGCAAAAUUAAUUAUGAAGAUGUAAAAUAAUACACAUUGUUGUAUGUUUGCACAAAGGAAAAAAAUCAAUAUAAAAUAAUUCAAGCUGUUAAAAUAGAUAAAAAUAUAUAUAGAUAUAUAUGACUAAAAUUAUAGAAAGAUGUAAUACAUAUCAAAUUGGCAGAUCGUAAUUGUAAAUUGUCUAUGUAAAAAAAAAAGAAAAACAAGUGAAUAUAUUUCAAGUGCAAUCUUGUGUAAUGUUGUGAAAAUAAUAUUUGCACCUCAACAUUCUAUAGGUUUAGUUUAGUUGCAGGUGUUGAGAACCACCACACCUCAUAAUGGCUCGAAUAAGAAAUGCACAUAGAGCCAAACCAGCGACAGAAAACCCUGUAACCUGAACAAAUGUACUGGUUUUUCGUUGUUUCUUUUGCUGAUUGCACUUCGAGAAUCAUACUGUGUCACUGCACAAAACCAUGAGCCUGUUUUUUUCCAUGAUGUGUUACUCUUUCAUUGUAGAUGGAGUUUUUUCUGUGAGACUUAAGAGGAUUUGGGUCUUUGACACUGUAUUUAAGAGCACAGCGUUAAAAAAAAGAAACACAGAUGUAAAAAAAUAAUCAUGAUGUCUUUGCCUGGUUUGGGAUAAUUUUUUUUUUUUCAGAAGUUUUAGGGCUAAGAAAAUUUUGUGGAGUGUUUAGGGCUUAGCAAAAUAUUUAGUGUAUUAGAGAGGUUUGUCAAGCAGGAGUAAAAUUGUUAAUCAGAAAAAAAAA
Molecule: messenger RNA, 3357 nt
Organism: Pangasianodon hypophthalmus (striped catfish)
Lineage: Eukaryota; Metazoa; Chordata; Actinopteri; Siluriformes; Pangasiidae
Gene: slc17a6b
Product: solute carrier family 17 member 6b
Exons: 12
Coding region: 750-2507 (585 amino acids)
Biological process (GO): neurotransmitter loading into synaptic vesicle; transmembrane transport; regulation of synapse structure or activity
Cellular component (GO): synaptic vesicle membrane; excitatory synapse
Molecular function (GO): L-glutamate transmembrane transporter activity; neurotransmitter transmembrane transporter activity
Source: RefSeq, a predicted model, not a curated record